Messenger RNA from Paraphaeosphaeria sporulosa, 864 nucleotides. RefSeq lists its product as uncharacterized. The transcript has a single exon. NCBI's taxonomy places the organism in Eukaryota, Fungi, Ascomycota, Dothideomycetes, Pleosporales, Didymosphaeriaceae. The record is from RefSeq and is a predicted model, not a curated record. The coding region runs from base 1 to 864 and encodes 287 amino acids.
AUGUCGCUGAACCGUAUCCUCAACAUCCUGAUUUUCAUUGCAACAGUGGUCUCUGCAUGGAGCCCCAGCGAUCAUCAAUGCAGGUAUUCUUCGCUCUGUCUAACCUCGUUCUACUGGUGCGACCCCACAGGCAAGUCCUGCAGCUACCCUGACGAUGUCUAUCCGCAGCGGAAACCUUGGCCCAACGAGUCCCGCUUCGGCUUCCCGACGCUCAUUUGGGAAACUAUCUACCAGCUCACAUGGCGUACCGAAGUGGACGACUAUCCUGUGACAGUAUGGUGGUGGAUGUUGGACGCCAACAUGACUGGUCUUGGUGACCGAAGACCAGGCGUUCCGGAAUACGUAGUUUGGGAGUUUAGUGAGUCUACACUCUACACGCAAACCGACAUGUCGAAUGAACUCAGAUCUGAUACAACAAUAGAUGUGACCGACGGCACCAGCCUCACCUUCUCCCCUAGCUCAGCCCUCUUUCCCAACCCCCUGGCCCCAACCCUAAACUUCACCCAAGCCAUCGGCCUCGCGACGGGCCAAACGUUCAUAUCCAUUUCGCAGUACGGCUCCGACCGCGCCAAUAGCACCGACUUCUCGCGCGAAAUUGGCCGCACAGACAGUCUAGGUGACAACACACAGACAUUCCACGUCGCGCCGGAAUGGUCGAAAGCGGCGAUUGACUUUGCGCGGAGCGAGGAGACGGAGAAAUGGGAGCGCAAGCUCGCGCUUGGUGUGGGUCUCGGUGUUGGGCUGAGCGUACUGGUCACGUACUUGGUUACUUGGGGGGCGGCGCAAUGGUGGGCGAGGAGAGAGACGAGGAAGUAUGGCGAUGAGAAGGGUUUAGGUGCAAGGAGAUGGUGGAUUGGAUUUUGA